Halteromyces radiatus is the source of this 1062-nucleotide messenger RNA. RefSeq lists its product as uncharacterized. The coding region runs from base 36 to 1013 and encodes 325 amino acids. The record is from RefSeq and is a predicted model, not a curated record. Gene Ontology annotation, molecular function: oxidoreductase activity. Lineage: Eukaryota; Fungi; Mucoromycota; Mucoromycetes; Mucorales; Cunninghamellaceae. The transcript has 2 exons.
UUUUUUUUUUUUUUUUUUUUUUCUGUCAGUACAACAUGAAUAAAGGUCGACCAUCAAUCCAAUGGUUAUUUCGACAACAUGGAAAUAUAGUAUGGAGCAGAUGUUACAAUACACAAGUGAAAAACAAGACGAUCCAUUCAUUAAGAUCAAGACUUAGUCUUCCUCGACUCUUCCUGGGGGGCAGUUUGAUAGGCUUCAUUGGAUAUGGUGGAUAUCAAUGGUAUCAAGAAGAACAGAAAGGAAGGUUAGACAGUGAUUGGUACUUACCUUUAACAUUACUGGACAAACGGAAUAUCUCUCCGGACACUGUACGACUAAGACUACAAACCAAGAAAAGGGUCGGUGAAGACUAUCCGGUGCCUUCGUGUGUAUAUAUCAAAGACGAUGCGAUCCAAGUCAUGCGGCCUUAUACACCUAUUAACGCCAAUCCUUAUCGAGAUGGAUUUAUUGAUUUGAUUGUUAAACGAUAUUCCAAUGGAUCUGUAUCUCGUACUCUGGCAGGUUAUCCUCUUGAUGAACCAGUAUUUGUACGUGGACCAAUGAUAGAAGAAUAUCAAUAUGAAGCAAAUACUAAGGAUGAAAUUGGCAUGAUAGCUGGUGGAACAGGGAUUUCACCGAUGUAUCAAGUGAUCAAACACAUAUUAGAAAAUCCUCAAGAUAGACAAACAAAAUUAUGGCUGAUCUAUGCAAACAAAAGUGAACGUGAUAUAUUGUUGAAACAAGAACUGGAUGCAUUAUGUGAGCAAUAUCAAGAUAGAUUGAAGAUCAUGUAUGUAUUAGAAUAUCCGUCAAAGGAAUGGCAAGGUGAACAGGGUAGAAUAACCUCAGAAAUGAUUGUAAAGAUGUUACAAAACGGAAAACAAGGUCAUCGACGACUUAUAUUUGUAUGUGGACCAGAUGGGAUGAUGAAUUCUAUUUGUGGACAAAGGGCAAGGGAUUAUAGUCAAGGAAAAUUGACGGGUAUAUUAGCUCAAUUAGGAUUAACUUCAAAAGAAGUAUGGAAAUUUCAAUAGAUUGUAGAUAUUUGUGACUAGAAAUAAAGAAAACCAUUUUUUUUUCUUA